Gregarina niphandrodes is the source of this 1698-nucleotide messenger RNA. RefSeq lists its product as hypothetical. The transcript has a single exon. Bases 1 to 1698 code for a protein of 565 amino acids. Lineage: Eukaryota; Apicomplexa; Conoidasida; Eugregarinorida; Gregarinidae. The record is from RefSeq and is a predicted model, not a curated record.
AUGCUCAACUGGGGAUUACUAUGUUGGGGUUUGGCGGUGGGUGCCUCUCUUCGCUCACAAAACCCCGCAAACCAACGCGUGGACGAAGUCAAGGUCGUGCAAAGCAAGACAGGUACCACACAGCGUGAGACAGGGACUAUAGUACUUAAUACAGGGAUGGUGGGAACUGGAUGGAGAGGAACCGCAGCACCUCAGAGAGGGAUGUUAGCUCACGAAAUAGGGAUGAUGAGAUCUGUAGUAGGUGUGGCGGGGAAUGAGGUUGGGUCAGUAGGUCGUGAGGUUGAGUCAGUAGGUGGUGAGGCUGGGUCAGUAGGUGGUGAGGCUGGGUCAGUAGGGCGUUCUGUGAAGGAGGGUUCGGUGUCAUCUUCUUCUUCGACUACGACUACUGCGUCGCCGACGGUUCGUUUGACAGUGGCUUUGAGAGGUGACGAGGGAGUGGAGCGUUUGGAUGACGUGUGGGGCGACUAUCAGUGGCACGAUGCGGUGCAAGAGCAUUGGCCGUGGAAGAUACCGGCAUUGUCUGUGGUGCGGCCGGGUUCGAAUGUGCGUGAGGGACAUGUGCCGAGUCCGCGUCCGUUAUCUGUGUGGCAGCCGGAAGAUUAUACGGCAUCGUAUGAGUGGGUGGGUGAGGCGUUGGCGAACCGUACAUGGCCCACAUUUGCUCCGUUUGUAUCAUAUGGUCCUAACGAGGAGGGUGAGUAUGGUCACUGGUCGUGGAAGUCCGCGAAUCCGAUCCAGCCGGAGGCAGACGGGCAUGUGGAGAGGGUGGAUUCGAAUGCGGGAUGGCAGGUAGACAGUGAUGGUAUAGUGCUGCCGGAGGAGUAUGUGUUCCAGCAUCGGAAGUUCAACAGGACGGAAAGCACAUUCGUGAUAAAGUAUUACGAAUUAAGUGUGAAGAGCGACGAGUGUGGACGGUACUUGAGAGAGAGCUGCGAUGGCUGGGGUGUCCGCAGCGAUAACGGGUACGGAUUUAUAUUGGACAACGACCCCGCCGUAGAACACUGUCUCGGUGCCGUACCUGCUACUUGCGUUGUGAGCGUCAGCGGCUAUUGGAACUUUACCGCCCCUCAUGCACCAGACCUAUGUUGCUCCAAUGUCUUCGGCGUACGGCUACCCUCACCCGGACAUCUUGUCCCACGGCAGGAAUGCGUCUACGGAAACAUCACCGUACAUAACUUCGCCCCACUAGGCUCUCUGCGCGACCAAUACGCACUCACCGGCGGUACAAACACGUCAGACUUCUGGAACGGCCAGGGCAAACGACCCUUAGCUCCUUGGAACGUUAUGGACUGUCUCAACAACGCAGCCGAGCCCUAUGAAAGAGGGUGCCAAGCAAGAAUCGAAUUCGGAAAAAACAUACCCGACCAGAUCUGCUCACCAGCUGACUUUUACCACUCCAUACUAAUAUCCAACCCGGAGGACUACCAAUUUACACUAAGUGAGCUUUCACGCACCUACCACUGGCAAGCCUGGGAUCACCAAAGCGGUAAUAGAACCAUGAUGGACGCCGUACGUAUGGACUUCAAAAUUAACAUUCCAGCACUCAGAGACAGACAAGGAGACAAAUCACUCGACGGAUUCAUGUUCAACUACGCCUCCUCCGUCAGGGACUGGUGCGGCUCCUUCGGCGGAGUAGAAGUACCAUUCUCCUGCUCCACACACGGCUUCAAAAACUACUACCUACCCGAAGGCGCCUAA